AUGAGCACGCCACACUCGAAUGAUAGCAGGUCUGCCGAUGGCUAUUCUGCACUAGAGGUAAGCGUGCCAGACUUGACGGCUGCCUUGGAGAACAAGCGAGCUCAGGCUGCCGAGACCCUUCCCAGCUUCUGGCUGACCAAAGAGCUGCUAGAAUCGAGAAAACACCCGUUGAGGCAGAAAUGGCGUCGAACCUCAUGUACGAUCGCUUGUAUGCUGGAAGGGACAGAAGAUCUGAUAGGACAGUAUGGUUCCAAUAACUUCCUGGAAUAUCUUGCGUCGGUCAAGAAGGCGAUCCCGACAGGCUACACAAGCCCGGAUGAAAAGCCGGUCGGAAACUCGGCCGAGGGGAUAUCUACACCGGAGGAUCCCAUCGAAACGUUGACACUUUUGACUCACCUCGUAGCCACCGGUCGAGAACUCGCGGAAGCACUCAGAGAUGCUGAGCAAGGAGACAUCCCAUCCGAUGACGAAGCCGAAUACGAGGACGAGGAGGACGAGGAAGACGAAGAAGACGAAGUCUCGAAAGCAACUUUCUACGACCCCUACCAAGACUUUUGGGAGACUUGCAAUAGAUACGCUUCGUCCCUCAAUGCCAUUCGACUGCAUGCCGAGGAGGUAUUCAACGAGGCGCAUGGUUCUGCAGCUCAACAGAGCAAGCCGAAACGGGGCAUUAAAGAGUCUAACCGGGUUUCCGCUGACAUCCAUGAAAGUUCAGCCUCUGGACUAACAGUCUCAGGUGCAACUCAUAAGAGGGUGAAGAGCGUCAGCUUCGAAUCGACUGAGAGUGGUGGGAAAGAGACGAGGGAGUCGAGUCAUCUAACACCUUGAGGCGAGACCUAUCGGAGCUGCUACUAGAGAG
Molecule: messenger RNA, 859 nt
Organism: Kockovaella imperatae
Lineage: Eukaryota; Fungi; Basidiomycota; Tremellomycetes; Tremellales; Cuniculitremaceae
Exons: 3
Coding region: 1-828 (275 amino acids)
Source: RefSeq, a predicted model, not a curated record